Molecule: messenger RNA, 588 nt
Organism: Aspergillus piperis CBS 112811
Lineage: Eukaryota; Fungi; Ascomycota; Eurotiomycetes; Eurotiales; Aspergillaceae
Exons: 2
Coding region: 97-411 (104 amino acids)
Source: RefSeq, a predicted model, not a curated record
CUCCGCAUCACCAACACUUCUAUACAGCUUCCAGAAUAUUUCUCUGCCUCAAACAUUAUUCUCAUCCAAGCGGACCGUAUUACUAGAGCAAGGGCAAUGGCGGAAACAUAUCCCAUCGGUACGCGCAAAGAAUGCGAACGUCUAGUCAAGGACUGGGGCUUCAAGCACGUCUUUACUUGGGCGGACGGAAGCAACGCUCAUUAUCCACCACACUCACAUGGCGGUGUCACAACACAUCUAAUCCGCCAAGGGAGCUUGACAAUCACUUACCCGGAUGAUAACGCCAAGUUGCAUAAUGGGGAAGUGAAAAAAGAGACGUUCGGUGUUGGUGCACGACUGGAUGUUCCGGCAGGCAAGUUGCAUGAGGUGUGGAUUGGAGACAGUGGAUGCGAGUACGUUAUUGGGGAAUAGGCAUGAGGCUUGUCCCUUACGGUUCAUGAUCACUUGAGCGAUGUAUUGUAUUAUGAAUUUGCUCUAUCGUCUAAUCUAUAGACUUCAGGGUAUCCCGCGGGGCGUCCACCAUUUUUCCAUGUAUGCAGUUUGUCAUCUAAUUUUUCAGUUAUAUAAUAUAAUCAAUCAUUAAUCGUG